CACCAUCGGGCACCACAAAAGCCCGACGCCGACGCCGCUCCAAACGGAUCCGCGAAUCUGAGCCUAUUUUCCAAAAUAACAUAUAGAAUAGCGCAGAAAUGGAUGAUGACCAGCAGAAGACGGCGAUCCUCCGGAAACUCUUCCAGAUGUUCGACACCUCCAAGUGCGGAUUCAUCGAAACCUUGAAGAUCUCGACGAUGCUGAACACUAUGGGACACAUCUUCGACGACAACGAGUUGAACGCGUUGAUCAACCAUCACGAUCCGGAGAAUACCGGAAAGGUGAACUUUGACAGCUUCUGCAGCAUCGCCUCGCACUUCCUCGAGGAGGAGGACGACGAAUCCACCACGCAGGAACUCAAGGAGGCGUUCAGAUUGUACGACAGGGAAGGCAACGGUUACAUCACCACUGGCACCUUAAAAGAAAUCUUAGGUGCUCUUGAUGAUAAACUCACUGGAAGCGAUUUGGACAACAUCAUCACAGAAAUCGAUACUGAUGGAUCUGGAACCGUUGAUUUCGAUGAAUUCAUGGAAAUGAUGACCGGAGAUUAAUUCACUCUUAUUCUUACUCUAGCCUAAUUUAAAAUAAAGUUACAUUUUUAGUUACAA
Nicrophorus vespilloides is the source of this 608-nucleotide messenger RNA. RefSeq names its product troponin C-like. The transcript is spliced from 4 exons. Gene Ontology annotation, molecular function: enzyme regulator activity; calcium ion binding. Bases 99 to 551 code for a protein of 150 amino acids. NCBI's taxonomy places the organism in Eukaryota, Metazoa, Arthropoda, Insecta, Coleoptera, Silphidae. The record is from RefSeq and is a predicted model, not a curated record.